This is a messenger RNA of Alligator mississippiensis (American alligator), 11428 nucleotides long. Its product is annotated as transmembrane protein 121. The record is from RefSeq and is a predicted model, not a curated record. The transcript is spliced from 3 exons. Bases 496 to 1626 code for a protein of 376 amino acids. Lineage: Eukaryota; Metazoa; Chordata; Crocodylia; Alligatoridae.
GCUACCCUGUACUGUUACUACCAACUACACCUUUCUGCCAGCUCCGUGGCACGUCUCAGCCACUACUAACAACCUUUCACUAGGUAAAGAUUCGCUUUGCAAAAGGCAUCCGGAAUAAAAAACCGCCUUCCACCUCAUCUGGACAGCAGGGGAGGGGCGGGUUGAGCUGGAAACGCAGCGCUCGGCCCAGCUCCCGGCACCGGACCGGGUCGGGUCGGAGACGAGCGAGGAGGCGCGGGCCGAGCCGGGCCGUGCGGAGGCUGAGACUGAGGCGGGCACCUCCCCCGCGGGAGUGGCCAGCCCUGCUGCUGCCCCGCGGUCCCCAGCAGCGCCCAGCCCCGCCGCCUGCCACACUGCAGCGCGGCGCGGCCCCCUCCCCGGGCGCCGUAGCGUGGCCCCCGCUCACCUUCGCCUUCCGCCGCCGGGGAGCCGGGCCGGUGCGGCGGGGCCCAGCUCCAGGCGGAGUGCGGGACUGUGGCGCCGCCCGCCGGGCACAUGCCGGAGGAGCCGCGCCGGGGCACGCCUGGGCCCCACGCUCCCGGCCCCGCCGGACACGGAAUUGGCUUGUCACUGGCUCUGCUCUCUCCUCCUUGGACACAGCAGGAGGCCCAGCACCAGCCCACUGAAGGCAGAAGGCGGCGUGGCAUCAACACACUAGGGAGGCAGAAGGUCUGGCCCAGAAUGGUUCCCCCACCCCCUAUCAACAAGCCCCAUGUCUGCCUUUCCACUGUACUCAUCAUGAGCAGCAUGGUGCUGAUGGAUGCCUACCUGGUAGAACAGAACCAGGGCUCCAGGAAGCUGGGAAUCUGCAUCAUGGUGUCUGUGGGUGAUGUCUGCUUCCUGCUGGUGCUCCGGUACGUGGCUGUCUGGGUUGGAGCAGAGGUGAAGACAGCCAAGCGAGGCUACGCCAUGAUCCUAUGGUUUUUGUACAUUUUUGUGUUGGAGAUCAAGGUCUACUUCGUCUAUCAAAACUACAAGGCUGACCGCAAGAGCAUGGACCUCAUGGCCCGUAAGGCCCUGACCCUAUUGUUGUCCAUCUGCAUCCCAGCCCUCUACAUGCUGCUGGUGGCCACAGAGCACAUGGAGUAUGUCAGGACGUUCAAAAAGAAGGAGGAUCUCCGCAACCGCCUCUUCUGGGUCAUUGUCGACAUGCUGGAUGUGCUGGAUAUCCAGGCCAACCUGUGGGAGCCCCAGAAGAAAGGGCUGCCACUUUGGGCUGAGGGCCUGAUGUUCUUCUACUGCUAUAUUUUGCUCCUGAUUCUCCCGUGUGUGUCCUUGUGUGAGAUCAGCAUGCAAGGGAUCAGCAUCGUGCCACACAGGAUGAUGCUGUACCCCAUGCUGAGCAUGCUCACCAUCAACAUUGCCACCAUUUUCAUCAGGGGAAGUAACAUGGUCUUCUUCAGAGAUGCCCGGGUUUCUGGUAUCUUCAUGGGCAAGAACAUACUGGCCAUUGUACUUAAAGUCUGCAUGUUUGUGCAGUACAGGAGGCAGUUGCAACACCAACCAGCAGGACUCAGCACCGAGCCCCAGCACAACUCCAUGCCCCAGCCCCAGCCAGUUCUGCCUCUGUUGAAGUCCCAGAGCCAGACUCGCUGUCCCAAGGUGCUGGCCCAGGAGAACACGUGACCUGCAGCAGGGGCUGCAGACUGGGCACAGAGCAGCACUUCUGUGUGCGAUUAUUAGGGUCCAGCACAAAGCAUGAGGGUGUAGCUGAGUCCUGUACCCUCUGGUGAAGGAAGUCUGUGAGUAACCCCUCCCUCCCUUGCACAGACAAACCAACCACCCACAUUCUAGGGACAUCCUAGCACAGGGCUGGGGACAGGUCACUUUUCUGGUGGCACAGAGUAAAACGGGACUUUGGGGCCAGAGCAGAAGCAAGGCAGAUACCAGGGCCAGUAGAGCUGUGAGGACCAGGCUGUGCAAGAUGGUGAGGUCCCUCCCUGCUUUCUCCUUUGCUUUCGUUCCUCUGUUUGGAGCAGAUCUGCUGAGCUGCUGUGGCCAGUGUGGCUUUAUGGCACGCUACUGGUCUGAUGGGAGCAUCCCUGGGGCCUCAGUCUGCCCUUGUUGCCCUGUGCAGCCAUGCUGUCCAGUCAGAGUUGGAGUUUGGAAAGAAUUGGUGGGGGAGAAAGCUGGGGUGGAGAUUUUAGCGUCUUACUUCCCAUUUGCAAGGUGCUCGGAGACCCAGUGGAACUCAGUGGGUCAUAGUCUUUUUUUCAUAAGCAUCUUCUUGUUUCCAAUAAAAGAAAGCACUCGCCCUGCAGCUUCCUGGUGUGUCUGUGUAGCUGCCACCUACGUGCUUGGGACUCCCUUUUUUGCUGAUGAGUUGGGAGGCGCUGUGUCCAUAAGAGUGAGAAGCGUUUGGGUGUGAUGGAGGCACAGGGGAGAUGUGCUGUGUAGAGGGAAAGAUUGAGGUGCUGUGAACACUGGAUCAUUCAGAUUGCUUGUCUGAAUCUGACUCUUACAUCUUUCAUGAAGUCUUACAUGCCAGUUGGCUUGGAAACAGGCAGAUGGAUUAAGAGUUUAGCCUAGAGUUUGCAGAGCACAUGUGAGGUCAAUGGAUUAAUGAAUCUCCAAGAUGGAGGGAUCCAAAAUAACCUGCUCUUAAAGCCUUGGUUUCGCACAACUGUUUUGUAUGACUUGUUGGGCCAGGCACCCCAUCAAGGUCUUGGUCCAGCUCUUAAAGCAGGCCCUGAACCAAAUUAGCACAAAAUGCUUAAGUGUAAUUUUUGGUUCUGCAUCCUGGCAUGAGAAGGCCAUGGCCUCUCCAGGCUUCUCCCUCCUGUCCUCGGUUCUCUCCUGUGGUACAAUCACAGUUUGCCUUGCUUCUUACCAAAUUCUUCUUUUCCAGGUGCCUAGCACAGUCACAAAGCCAUGCUGCUGUUCACACAGCCCAGCAGGAGCCCCUCCAGGCCUGUGCCUGAGCAAUUACUGAGAUGCACUUGCUGCUGGCUGUAGCAAUCACCCAGGCUCCAGCCAGUCACCAUUAGCUGAUGGCAAAUGUGCUAGAGAGGCUAGACUGUGUGGUGGAGGCUCCCAGCUCUCUUGUGGGCAGAGUAAAGGCUGCAGUUUAUGAAGCUGCACCUUAUCUCAUCUCCCUGGCUUUCGGAUGAUGGGGGAUGUCUCCACCCCAUGGAGAGGUCUACUAUAGCCAGAUGGUCAAGGGACAGCUCUCCCUCAUCCUAGUAGAGAAAGGUGCUGGUUCCCACUGCCUGGAUUUCUGCCUUGCAUCUGACACAUGCCAAACCAAAUCCCUUCUUCCCUUUGCCUGCUGCCUCCUGCCAGUCCCUUGCUUGCUACCUGCCAGGGCUUCUGGGAGCACACUGCAACAGGAACUGGUCCCUGUGAACACACCCAGCUUUUUUGCUGGCUCUGUUCCUAUAGCUGGGCAGUAGAGCUGCCUGCAUGAGCCAGCUGACAGGGAAGUGGAUUUAUGCAGCAUUCUUCCGUGCAUGGACAAGGUUAAUACACAAAAGUAAAUCACUGCAGACACUUGAAGCUCCCUAGUUUCUUUACCAAGUGCCACAGCAGUCCCACUGCAUUGCCCACCAUGCACAGCAGAGCCCCUGGCACCUGCCUGCUCCACUGCCCCUGAGGUAGUGCCCUCUCCCAAAAAAGCCCUCUCUCUCUCUCACCCUUAGCAAAGGGGCCAUGAGUCCCACUGCUCCCUGAUGCAGCAGCUGGUGGGGUAUGAAGACACUGGAACCAAGACAUCCCCUGCCCCUGCUCCCUGCCUAGCCACAGGCAGUGAAUGAAAAACCCUUGGGUGACACGGUUGUAAAAUCACCUGAUUUGCAGCAGACCUCCAGCUUGUGCUCAGGCACGUGAGCUGGCCCCUGGGCAUGGCAGCACUGUAGAGGGAUAAAGAAAAACCUGAUGGGAAGCAGCAAUGCCCAAAUCCCUGCUGUCACCACUGCAGCUCAUCUCUGCACUCUUGAGCAGAGAGGCAAGCCCUGCCUGGUCCUCAAGGCCUUGUGUGUGGAGGAUGGAUAUCUCAGUGGGAGGGAACAGGCAUGCACAAAUGGAACUGGUCAGGACUGAAGGACGCAAGGCAGGGGACAGGGGUUUUUAGGAUCUCCCUGAGGAGCUGUGGAGUAGAGCCAUGACUAGCCUGCAUGGGGAUUGAUCAGCUGCUUGACAAUAACCAGCCUGAGCUGGCUGUGAUAAGUGAGGGGCAGUUUGCACUAGUGCCACAGGUGGUGGGUGUGAGCCAGGGUUGCACACCAGCCCAGGAGGAACAGCAAGUUGUCCAAGCUCAUCUCUUGGUCAUUGACUGUGGGUAUAAAACAAGCUGCUUCUCCUUCCUGGGGCUCUGUUGUGACUCACCACCUUCCCCGGCUCACUCACCAAGGAGACCUCUUUUUCUUCCAGGCUUGUUCCUGGUCUCUUACCAGAGGAAUUCAUCCAUUGCCUCUACUUUGAAAAGUGGGCAAGGUCCAGCACCAGAACUGCGGAAUGGUUUGGGAGUGGGGAUACCACUUAUAUUUCCAGCAUGGUUGCAUGGGUGGCUCUGGUACAAACCACACUGAGGGAAAUCCAGGUCACCAGAGCUAUGGCCAUCUGGCUUUAUUUUUUGGUCACAAACUGAAGGAGCUAAAGGAGCUAGUUGUGUUCAGCUUGUGGAAAAGGCACUUAAGAGAGAACAUGAUAACAGCCUUCAAAUACCUGGAGAACGUGGGUUGCGGUUGCAGCUAAGUAAAUUUAGAUUUGAUAUCCGGAAAAACUUCUUCACUGUGAGAAUAGUCAGGCAGUGGAAUAGACAACUAGGGAAGUUGUGGACUCUCCACCACUAGAGGUGUUCAAGGGGUUGGACAGCCACUGGUUGGGGAUGAUCUAAGCAUAGCCUAUUUUCUACUAUGGGUAUUUCCUAUGAUUUGGGCUUUGUUGGUUGUUCCUGCCUGCCCCACAACACCCUCCCCACCUUUUUUCUGCUACAUGUGUAAAGGUGUCUUUAAGUCUCCCCAGAAGCAUUGGGUGCUGGCUACAGCUAAGGCUGAGAACUUCAACUGAGGUGUGCCAAUGCUUCUGCUAGGAGCAAAGCUGGAGAUUCCUGGCUAGAGGGUCUUACCCCUCUGCUCAGGAUUAGACUGCCAUGUUUGGGGUCAGGAAGGAAUUGUACCCCAUGGUCAGAUUGGUAUGGGCUGUGGGGCUUUUUUUGCCUUCCUUUGUAGUUUGGGGGCAUGGCCCUCACCCCAGGAUCUCCUGAGCAUAUACUGAAAACAUUUUAUAGAAGCAGGACAUCAGCUGUUGUGAUUUCCCUGCUUUACCUGUGGCAGGUGAGGGUGUUAGGUCUAUGUUGUGUGAGGUUUGAUGGUAGACUUGCAUAGAGUUUAGAUUUUGGUUGUAGGGAUGGUUUGGAUGGGGAUGAUCCUGCCUCAGGCAGGGGGUUGGAUUAGAUGACCUCUGGUGGUCCUUUCCAGCCCUACUUCUCUAUGACAUUUAUGACUAUGAACAUGGGCAAUGCAUACGGGGUGCAAAAAACCGCCACUGACACUGGUGGUGGCGCCUGUAGGCGGUUGCCACUUGCCACCCCACCACCGGUGGCACGUGCGGGUGGUCCACAAUUGCCGCUGCCAGUAGUGCCUACGGGUGGUCGACAACCCCUGGUCGGCGUUUGCUACCCCUCACCGGCUACCGACACUGCCAAUGGAGUCUGCAGGAGCUCCCAGCUUACCACCGCCUGGCUCCUGCCACCACCAGCGCAGCCAUGCCCCCCCAACCGCUGGGGGCAUGCGCCAUUCAUGACCAUGAAGAAAGAGGCUGAGGCCCAGUGCAGUGGCAACAUACUGCACAGGAAGAGAGCAGCCAUGGUAGGGGGUGGGGCAGAACUAAGUUUGUCCUUUAAACAUUAAUCUCCCAACCUUCCGUACACUGUUAUUUAGUUCUAGCUUUGCCAUGUCCAACUUUCAAUGCUUUGAUCAUUAAUGAAACAUUUCAAUAAUGUUUUAGUUAAUAUCUGUAUAUACCCCUUCCUAGCUAUUAAAUGGCAGCUCCACUCCCAAAACAGACUGCCCCUUCUUACUGAUCAGCUGGCCAUAUAAAUUCACAGCCAAGUUUAUUCACUAUACAGCAAAUCCAGAAAAACUUUACCUUUCUCCCCACAUCCAUUGGGCCUGGUUUCAGAUACGUAGGUACUAAGGACUAUUUUUUGGCUUAAGUGUCACACACAGAUUUCAUAGAUUUUUAGGGUCGGAAGGGACCUCCAGCAGAUCAUCGAAUCUGACCCGCUGCCCUGGGCAGGAAAGAGUGCUGGGGUCAGAUGACCCCAGCCAGGUGCUUGUUCAGUCUCCUUUUAAAGACCUCCAAGGUAGGGAAAAGCACCACCUCCUUUGGAAGCCCAUUCCAGAUCCUGGUCACCCUGAUCAAAAUGCAUUUUCAAGGAAUACCACAAACACUAACUAUACUCUGAAGGAGGGUUCCCUUCUCCAUUUGGACAACUUGGCAGAGACUGGCUGAAAUUUAACAGAGUUCAGCUCAGAUCAAGGCAUAUUUAACUCCCAUCCAGAUCACUGGACUAUUUCCUUUUAGACAGCAUGUGAAGAGUGGAGAACAAGAGUUUCAGUGGUUUUCAAGGGUCAGUGGUUUUUAUAUAGCUAAAGAUGAACUAGGUGGCAUUUAAGGGCUUGCUCCUUUAAUAUUUAUUUCAAUGGCAAAAUUUAACUCUAAAUCCUCUGAUGAGAGAGGUUGGAUUCUUAGGGAUGAGAAAAUCUCAAAUGUUCCCACAGACAAGGUUCAAACAAAACCUUGGAUCUAAACAAAUUUGAGGCCUCUGAAGAUCUGGGGUUGGAACUGUGCCAUGAAGCUUCAGCUCUUCUCUGUGUGUAACAUAAUUUGAGCAGAGCAGGAGGUUACAGAGCAAUUGGUGCAUCUUUAUACUGGUAACAGCUAAUCGCCAAUAGUCAGGUAAAUACAGUGAUUUAGUUGUCUCUGCUGAAGAUAAAACUCCCAAAAACUUCAGUGGGGAAUGAACCUCAUCUUUAUAAAGGGAAACAUUUUGCCAGCUGUUUCAUUUGAUCGCAUUUAUUACACAUUUUAAUGAUAUGGAUUGGCCAGGUGUCAUUUUCAGGGUGGGUAGUAAAAAAAAAAAAAUCUCUUCCUUAUAAAAUUAGCAGGUUUGAUCUAGGGAGAAGUUAAGAUACAACCAUGAAACUUACUUUGUGACAUCCACAGAAAUCAGAAGUUGGGUUGGAAGGGACCUCCAGAGGUCACCUAAUCCAGCCCCCUAUCUGAGGAUCAUGCCUAUCCAAACCAUCCCAUACAAAUCCAUAAUCUAACCUCUUAGUAAAACUACCAUCAGUCCUGACACAGCACAAGACAUAACACUCUAAGCUGCCACAGGUAAAGCAGGGGGACUACAGUGGUUGAUAUGGUCAAGAUUGUUACUGGGUGCAUGUACACAUUCAUUAAUGCGCCGUAAUUACAGUCCAUUAAAGUUUAGUACCUGUAAUCACAGGUACUAACAAUGCACUGUAAUCAGCGCUACUGUGCAUUAGUGUAACUGAAUGCUUUUUGUGUGAUGCUUAAUGCCCAUUGGACUAAUCUACUGCACAUUAGCAUUUUGCCAGCCAUGCUAAUGUGCAGUAGAAUUAGUCCAAAGGUAAUUAAUCAUCUCAUGACAACGUGCCUAACAUACCCUCAAGAGAUCCCAGAUUCCUUGCAACAGAGGAAGGCAAAAACCGCCACAGUCCAUACCAGUCUGAUCAUGAGGUAAAAUUCCUUCCUGACCCGAAAUAUGGUGAUCAUCCUCACCCUGAGAAGAUGAGCAAGGUGCUUUAACCAGGAGCCUCCAGUUUUAAGUCCCAGUAUUUAAAAAGAGCAGCAUGGCACAUUUUUCAGGCCUAGAAUUUUGCUAUAAGUAACCCCUGCUCUGUUCAGAUAUCACAGAAUUACAGAACAGUAGGGCUGAAAGCACCCUCAGGUCACAUCUAGUCCCACUUUGUGCUCAAGGCAGGUUUGUCCCUGACUAAACCAUACCAGUCCAGGGUUUGUCUCAUCUGCUCUUACACACCUCCAGGGAUGGAGAUUCUACAACUUUUGUGGGAAGCUUGUCCCAAUCCUGAACCACCUUCACCAUGCUGCACAUUAUUAUAUUCAGCUUUCAAAUGGUGGACUAUACUGUUAUUUGCAACAACUACAGACAUGUCUUUCAUGUAACACAAAAUAACAUCCAAGGUAACCUGAAUAGUGUGGUAAGCCCUUGAAGCAGAGCACUCAUUUUUAUUAGGGCUGUGCUAGUAACUGAGCAUUCACUUUGGCAGCUGAACUGAAAAAAAACAGGGGGCAAGGGAAGGGUGGGGGGGAAGUGAAAGUACAGACUAAGCCAAAUUUGAAACAUUUUGGUUUGGUUGCCAAAAUGAAAACUGAACACUGUCAGCUGUGUCCAAUGGAACAUUCCAGGACACCUGAAACCAAGUGCUUCAUUUUCAUGUCAUUGCAAGAGGCAUAAAGGAAAUGAAAGGGCUCAAUUAGAAAAAUCAAUGAUGGUGUCAGUAGCCCAGGAGCUGGCGAUUGGAUUCAGCUCCCUCCUCUACCGGAGGGGAUUUGCCUCUGCAUCUCCUGUCUGUCAAAAGACUGCUUGCACCACUAGGCAAAGGGGCACUGUGAGAUGGCCCAGUCAUUAGCAUCCAGCUGGAGUUUGUAAUACCAUCUGGUGCAGAACUAGGUAAACUACAUUUGGAGUAAAGAAGAGGAAGGCAGUGAUAUGAUAGCAGGUUAAAAGCUGCCAUGGGGAAACACUGUGCCUCUUGCCUAGGACUCUGACCCCCCAGGGCAGCACACUAGUCAUCAAUGGGGCACAGGGGGCUCUCAACAUCUUAUUGAAGCUAUUCUACUUCGUAUAAUACUCAGAUCAUGGCUCUAGAGCCCUAAGUGGCUUCUCAGCUCUUUGCUUGCAACUCCUCAGGGGAAAUGUUAUUGGAGGUUUUCUUUUUUUGGCAGCAUGCACUGGGUAGGGGUUUCCUUUGCAGUCACAAAUAAACAAACACACACAGCUUGUGCUGUGCAAGUACUAGCUAAUGUACUAUACUAUUUUCUUUCAAAUUGGAGUGUUUGCCACAAAUGUCCUGAAGGGCUGGGAAAGGAGGAAGUAUAUGUGUUUCUGUGACACUGCUUCCUUCCUUGCUCAUGUCCUCGUGGGCCAAGGUAUUCAGCAGAAUUUGUAGAUUUGUUGGAAUCUGACAGAAGAUGGCGAGGCCUCCAACUCUUUUCCUGUCUCUAACAGAGUACAAGGCUGUGCUCUAGGUCCUGUUUUGUUAAGUCCCUCAUUUGUUCCUAUGCUGAUUUAGGUCUUCAGGAAGCUGGAUAAAGUAUAUGUAUUUUUUUUAAUGAAUGGUAAAUUGUACCUCCCUGCCAAAACUGGAAACCUCUGAACUGAUUUCAUAGAUUUCAUAGACAUUAGGGCUGAAGGGGACCUCAGAAGAUCAUCAAGUCCAGCCCCCUGCCCCAGCUAGGGUCCAAGGAUCCCACCAAGAUAAACGUCCAAUUGAAUCUUAAAGGAAUCCAAAGUAGGUGCUUGCACCACCUCUGGCGGCAGCCGGUUUCAGGUCUUGGGGGCUCGAACUGUAAAGAAGUUCUUCCUUAUGUCCAGCCUGAAACAGUCUUGCAGGAGUUUGUGACCGUUUGACCUUGUCAUCCCAUGGGGUGCUCUGGUGAACAGAUGUUCCCCCAGAUCCUGAUGUACACCCCUUAUAUACUUAUAGGUGGCCACCAGGUCCCCCCUGAGCCUGCGCUUUUCCAGGCUGAAGAGUCCCAUGGCUCUCAGCCGCUAUUCAUAAGGCCUGUUUUCCUGCCCUCUGAUCAUGUGUGUGGGCUCUCCUCUGGACUCUCUCAAGCUUCUCCACAUCCUUUUUAAAUUGUGGAGCCCAGAAUUGGAUGCAGUACUCCAGCUGCGGCCUCACCAAGGCCGACUACAGUGGGAGGAUGACAUCCUAGGAUUUGCUAGAGAAGCAUCUAUGGAUGCGAGCCAGAGUUUUGCUCGCUUUGCCGGUUGCAACAUCACAUUGGUGGCUCAUAUUCAUCUUGUGGUCAGUCGUGACCACCCAAGUCCCUUUCGGCCGUGGUGCUAGUAAGCAUAGCACUGCAGAGCCUAUAAGCAUGCUGUGUGUUUUUCUUCCCAAGGUGGAGUACCUUGCAUUUUUUGGAGUUGAAGGCCAUCAAGUUUUCAUCUGCCCAUUUUCCAAGCUUGUCAAGGUCCGCCUGGAUCACCAUCCUGUCUUCAGGUGUGGAUGCUGAUUCAGGAGCACUUGUUCACUGACAAUUGUGCUGGUUUUGGCCGCAUAGAGGAAGAUCUCCAAGUCAUUGUGGGGCUUGUUAGACUUCUGAGCUUACUAUUAUUCUCAAGAAGGUGAAAGUUACAUAUUAGCCUGCUCCUUGCAAACCCUGAGUGAUAUAGCAUUACUACUGGUGAGCACUCAAUUCAUCUACUGAAGUAAGCUCUUUAGACAGUGAAAUAAACCAGACUGUUCAAAGUCAACUCUGCUUUCGGAAGGCUUCCAGUGAAAUUUGGGGGGAGAGAGAGGCAUUAAAAAUUGUCAACAGAAGUUAAGAUCUAUAGGCCAAGUUAAGAUCUAUAGGCCUAUAGCAGUGAUGAUAUAACUUAUCAUCACUACUUUAUGUAUAUGAGGGCUUGACUAUUUGCAGUCAUCCCACUGAAAAACUUAAGUCACUUCAAUCUAAGUUGCCUCAAAAAGCCAAUGCAAAAGUUACCAGUGGCAGAAGUUACCACGUGCCAAAAUCUUAAAAAGGAGGAAUUAUGCUAGACAGAGCCAAUGACAGCAAAGCUGCUGUUAAGGUGGGCUGGCCACAUAGUCCAAAGGCCCAGUCCACCCAAGAAAGCAGUCUAUGGUGGAACAUUUACCAUGUUUCAUUCUCCCAGUGGUCAGCUUAAAAGGCACAGAGAUCUAACCAAAAAAAAAAAAAGUAGAAGUUCCACUGACACACUGGAGCAUGAUGUGAGCAACAAAAAUAAUGGGAAAUGCUGAUUUACAAGUCUAAUUAUUCUUGAAACAAUUCAGAUGUAGCUAGUGGAAGUCAGCUCAAAAGAAACUGAGGGAAGACCCAAGUUUAGGGAGCCCUCUGACAUUUCUUGCCCUGCAUGUGGAAAGCCAGCUCUCGUGAAACCAGCUAUCCUAUUUUACAACCCUGCAGACCGUUUUUAGCUGUAGCUAAAAACCGUAACUCAGGUGUGUUAAUAUUAACUCAAGUGUAGAAAUGACUGACAGUGAAGUAUUGGAAGCACUGUCAAGGCACUCAGGUAGCUUAGAUUUUGUUUUACAAAUCUGAAUAAAAGAGAUGUACAUUUACUACAAUGACUACAGGAUUAAUGAAAAUGUCUUUUGACUAGUUUUGCAUAGUUUGUCAUGUUUUUAUGAACAAUAUAUAAUCUAGCGAAUUGGUGCAUAUUUCAAUAAAUUUAUAUUUGCUUUUGCUUUCA